GGUAGAACGGGAGAACCCGGCAUACGCAGUACGAGGGAAUAAAUAACACAGUAAUCAUAGUGCGCGAUUAAAGGACCUCGGGCGAACAGGAAGCGAGCACUCGCCGCAAGCGAGGAAGCUGCCGAACGCGAACGCGCGAAUCCGCGUUCGCGAGCCAUGGACUCGUAAAGAAGAUUAUCGAGUUCGUCGCCGCCAGAUCGUCGAUCUCCUCGAAUCCUCCUCCCGCUCCGAUUUUUCUUUUCGAAUUGCAAUAUGGACGAAAACUUGAGCCGGGGAUAUGUCCAACUGGGCAAGGCCAGGGGCAUGAACGAGUUCAAAUUUUCGAAUGGAUUCACGCAUCUCUCGCCGCCUGUCGACAAAUGCAACUUCAUUUACAUGGCUCUGAUUCUUGGCGGCAUAGGAUUUCUUCUACCUUACAACAGUUUCAUUAUAGCAGUAGAUUAUUUUCAAGCAAGAUAUCCAGGAACUACCGUGAUAUUCGACAUGUCUGUCGUUUACAUUAUUAUGGCUUUCUUUGCAGUCUUUGCAAACAAUAUAUUGGUCGAAACCUUAUCGCUGAAUACACGAAUCACGUUUGGAUAUCUAGUUUCCUUUGUUACUCUGAACUUUGUGGUGAUCUGCGAGAUUUGGUGGGAACUCUUCGGUGUUGCAACUUCCUAUACUAUUAAUUUAGUUGCCGUUGCAAUAGUAUCACUUGGUUGUACAGUUCAACAAUCGAGUUUUUAUGGAUACACAUCAAUGCUUCCCAGUCGAUAUACUCAAGCUGUGAUGACUGGAGAAAGUGUUGCUGGCUUUUGGGUAUCAAUUAAUCGAAUAAUAACAAAAUCGUUACUCAAUGAUGAGCGUGGUAAUACAUCCAUGUUUUUUGUUCUGUCGAAUAUGACGAUCUUGUUGUGUUUUGUUUUACAUCAAGUAGUACGGAAGACAGACUUUGUGCAAUUUUACAUAACAUUAUGCCAAGAAAGAAACCGGAUCACUUUGGAACCAACAGAAGAUGUCGGACUGAUGGAUCCGUUAGACCAAAUCGGUGAUCCUUCGAAAGGUCAAUACGGAGUGUUGAAGAUCCAAACGAGUCCGUUGGGGACAGAAUCCGCGAGUGGGACCGAUUUAAAUGCGUCUCGACAAUAUUCUGCAUUCUCAUUCAGCAAUCCAGUUUAUGAACCUAGCGCACCUUCAGGAAAUCCGCCUGGUAGCGCUGGACCAACUUACAAAGUCGAAGAUGUCGUGGUUAUGAGAGGUGCUUAUGGAACACAAAGCACAAGUACACCAUGGUCCGGCAUAAAAAGGGGUUUACUCGCAAGACUCGAAGUUGCCAAAUUGAUCUUCCCAUACAUGGCUAGCAUUGGAGUCGCUUAUUUCGUAACGCUUUGCUUGUAUCCAGGAAUCGUGUCGGAAAUAAUAUCUUGCAAGUUUGAAUCAUGGAUGCCGGUUAUUUUAAUGACCGCCUUCAACGCCUCUGAUUUACUCGGCAAGGUAUUUGCUUUAAUACCUUACGAAUGGAAACGUACGCAACUACUUUAUUUCUCUAGCGCGCGGGUCAUACUUAUUCCUCUAUUUCUGCUUUGCGCAAUUCCACGUGGUGCUCCUAUUCUCUCCGGCGAGGGAUAUCCGCUUUUGUUCUCUUGGUUGCUCGGUCUUACGAAUGGUAUAGUCGGUUCCAUACCUAUGAUCCAAGCACCAAGUAAAGUACCGGAGGAACAUCGAGAACUCGCAGGUAACAUUAUGACGUUAUCGUAUACAACCGGAUUGACCAUCGGUUCUCUACUGGCGUAUAUGAUGGAUGCUUGUCUCGGACCACCUGUGCAAGCCAAGGACGUGUGUUCCAAGUUGACCAAGAUUCAGACCGCGUCAACCGCGUUAAGCAACGUGACGACGAGCAUCUUGACGACCGCCAUAUCCUCCACUUUGUCUGUCGUCGAGAGAACGACGGUGAUGCCGAAACCGAAGACCGUUAAUGUGCUAACUACAAUUUGGAUGUCCACAUUAUUGUCGAAUAGCACCGCAAGCCUAUUGAAUGAUGAGGGAUCGCUGAAUGCGUCGACGACGGUUUUACCGAAAAUCUUAGCUAAUGUUACCACUUCGGCAAGUAACACGAUUCUGCAACAUUAGGACGCAUAUGUUUAUGUGCUGUGUUAAAUCUGGUGCUUACAUAUAAAUACAGGGUGUUUCACAUCAAAUGUUUCUUUAAAACUCGACGUCGUACGAAGAAUGUUUCGGAUAAAAUUGAUAGAGUUUUGAAAGAAAAAAUAUUGAUAAAAAGAUUUGAAUUUUAAUUAAAGUUGUUUUUAAGAUCAACCUAGUUUUUUCAAAUAGGAUCAGCCUAAUUUUUUUGUACAAAUCGAUUCUCUACAAUAUUCGGCGUCAAAAAUUAGAGAUGAUCAAAAUAGAAUGAAUAGUUUAUGAGAUAUUUUAUAUACUUCAGUUUUUGACAUAAUUUUAUGUAAAUUA
This is a messenger RNA of Camponotus floridanus (Florida carpenter ant), 2448 nucleotides long. RefSeq names its product equilibrative nucleoside transporter 4 (gene Ent3). NCBI's taxonomy places the organism in Eukaryota, Metazoa, Arthropoda, Insecta, Hymenoptera, Formicidae. Gene Ontology annotation, biological process: nucleoside transmembrane transport. The transcript has 10 exons. The record is from RefSeq and is a predicted model, not a curated record. Gene Ontology annotation, molecular function: nucleoside transmembrane transporter activity; monoamine transmembrane transporter activity. Gene Ontology annotation, cellular component: plasma membrane. The coding region runs from base 253 to 2109 and encodes 618 amino acids.